This is a messenger RNA of Drosophila santomea, 867 nucleotides long. RefSeq lists its product as uncharacterized. The transcript has a single exon. The record is from RefSeq and is a predicted model, not a curated record. Lineage: Eukaryota; Metazoa; Arthropoda; Insecta; Diptera; Drosophilidae. The coding region runs from base 1 to 867 and encodes 288 amino acids.
AUGGCAAGCCAUAAAGUUACUUUCGGUGUCUUGUGUCUGGUCGCCUUGAGCGCCGCCCUUCCGGCCGAGGAGACGCGCGGCCACGCCCGCAACGCCAUCGGCGGCGAGAAUGACAUUAUGGAUAGCAUCUACAGCGACUGUCUGCGCAAGGAUUCCGUCUCGUGCGUCAAGUACAAGCUGUUCAGCUUCGUGGACAAGGUGCUCGGUGCCCGCGACCAGUUCGCCCUUACCGAAGGUGUUACCGUGGUCCGUUCGCCAGACGCUCCCCAACAGGAGGCCGCCCGCUCCAUCUCCGCCGACGAGUCGUUCGAGUCUCUGGCUCUGAAUCGCAUCAGCAGCUUCCUUAACUCGCACACCAUCAAGGUGGAGCUGAAGGGCGCCGACAUUGUGCAGGCUGUUAGCUCCACCGGCCGUGCCCUCGAGGAUGCCUCCGAGUCUCUGUUCGGCUCCAACGACCCCAACGCACCCGAGGAGAGCCGUGGCAAGAAGAAGAAGGCCGCCAAGAUCCUGGGCCCCAUCCUCGCCCUGGUCGCCCUGAAGGCCGCCGCUCUGCUGCCCCUGCUGUUGGGCGCCAUCGCCCUGAUCGCUGGAAAGGCCCUGCUGAUUGGUAAGAUCGCCCUGGUGCUGUCCGCCGUGAUCGGCCUGAAGAAGCUGCUGUCUCAGGAGAAGCACGUGACCUACGAGGUGGUGGCCCACCCACACCACAGCAGCAGCCACUCGACGAGCCACGACUCGUACGGCAGUGGCUACAGCGCUGAUGCUGGAGCCUCAUCGGCCUCCUACGGCAGCAGCGGUCACGGUGGCUGGGGACGCUCCAUCGACGCCCAGGACCUGGCCUAUGGUGCCCAGAAGCCCGUGCAGGCCUAA